Messenger RNA from Paramuricea clavata, 1128 nucleotides. NCBI's taxonomy places the organism in Eukaryota, Metazoa, Cnidaria, Anthozoa, Malacalcyonacea, Plexauridae. The record is from the annotation of a GenBank genome assembly.
CUGUGCAGUGUGAAGGAGGAAAGAUCUACAAGCCAUGUGGUCCAGCAUGUGCAAACACGUGCUCAAGUUCUUGUGAUCAAAAUUCAGUUUGUCCUGUGGCUUGUGUCGAAGGUUGCCACUGUCCUGAAGGCACAGUGGAGCACAAUGGAAAAUGCAUACAGCAGGAAAACUGCCCGUGCAUCGUUGGUGGGAAAGCGUAUAAUGCCACUGCAUUUGUUAUCAAGAAUUGUCAGAGAUGGUAAAUAUUUGUUUAUUUCAUGCAGUAAUAUGGUAUAUUCAUGAAAACAGUGUUGUAUAUUUAUACGCAUUUCUUCAACUUAAUACAUUUUGAGAAAUACAUUUCAAAGAAUAGCUACACUCAGUGGCGGCGCCACGGGGGGAGGGAUUUCCCCCCCCCACCCUCAAAAAAAAUUAUUAGUCACUAAGAGCGACUAAAGGCUACACAAGCGUUCUGUGGUUUAUAAGUUGUCAUUACUCAUUAGUGAAUGCGCGUAUACAUAUGAAACUGUUUUUUACAGUUUCAAUAUUAGUUUGUAAAUCUAUGAAUGGUAAAACCUGCCAAUACUCCAAUAAUACGUUUCAAAAAAAGACAAAAAAGCUUUAGUUUUGCAGAGUUAAAUUCUCAAACGUGUAAGGCAAUAAUAAGAUGAAAGUAUCACGAAAUUAUUUGAAUAAGCCACAUCGCAUAUAUGGGGGGCGAAUGUCCUAAAGAAGGGUGAUAUUCCUAGGGUAUUCGCCCCACCCCCUGGGAGGCGAUAUUCCUAGGAUAUUCGCCCCCGGGGGCAAUAUUCCUAGGAAUAUCGCCACGUUUUGAGGGGGGGGGGGCGACCUUUUUAAAAAUUAUAUCUUGCCCCCCCCCCAAAAAAUUUGAGUUUGCCCCUCAAAUGCCCCCCCCCCCAAAAUUUGGAAGCCUGGCGCCGCCACUGGCUACACUGAGUAACAUAAUUGAGUAUAUUGCUUCCUGGUAUUCUCGUAUUCUAAUAAAAAACUGGUUAGCAUAAUUAACUUUUAAGAGAUAUAAAAUGCCUUUUUCAAAUGCUUUGUGAAAAAGAUGAUUUAAUCAUUCUCAUUCCAGCGUGUGUAGAAAUGGUUGCCUUAGCUGCACUGGACCAACAUGUACCACAACAG